CUUUUUUAAGUUUUCCCAACUUGGUAGGAAAUUUCGUUUUGGAAAAAAACGAAAGAUAAGUAAUGGGUUCCCUACUUUGUAGCGCUAGCUGUUGAAUGUUGAACAUCUCUAGCUGCCAAAAAUAGUCCAACUAUUCAACCAAAGCAUUUUACCUUCUUCUGUAAAAGAGUUUCGCUGAAAAUGGCUGAAGCUGCUCUCAGUUGUGUUGGUGUAAUCUUGAAUAAGAUACUUCCACUUGCUGCCGACGAGAUCAGCCGGGUAUGGGGUGUAGAGAAAGACCUUCAGAAGCUUGCGAAGAAAGUAGAGAUGAUGGAAGCUUUGAUUUUUGAUGCUAAGUGCAAGCAAUCAACAAGCAAAGCCGUGCAGCUCUGGCUCAAAAGGCUCCGGUCCAUAGCACGUGAUGCUGAGAUCGUGUUGGAUGACUUCGGAUAUGAAGUUCUGCGGCAGAAGGUUGAGAAUCGGAAGCGCGACAAGGUACGCAACUUCUUUUCUUCCUCAAAUCCUAUUUCCUUUCGUACAGAGAUGGCUAACAAGAUCAAGAAUGUUAGCGCAUCUCUAGAGGAAGCUUACAGAGAAGCAAAUCAAAUCGGGCUUCAUCCAGCUCAAAUACGCAUGACAUCUGCUGAUCAAAAAGAGGAUCGGUCGACUGAUCCUUUUGUGGACGAGUCACAAACGGUGGGAAGGGGAGUUGAGGCAUCUCAAGUUGUAAGCAUGUUAAUUAGCUCAGACUAUAAGAAGGAUUUACCUGUCAUCUCAAUAGUUGGGAUGGGUGGCCAGGGUAAAACAACCCUUGCACAGCUGGUGCUAAAAAAUGAGUGUGUAGCAAAGCACUUUGAUAAAACAAUAUGGGUGUGUGUGUCUGAUGAUUUCAAAGUGGAGAGGCUGUUGAACGAGAUGCUACAAUCCCUUGAGGGAAAAAGUGCUGAGACGACAAACACGGAAGCACUGGUGAGGAAGCUUCAAGGAAAUCUGAAAGGAAAAAAUUACUUGCUUGUGCUUGAUGAUAUUUGGAAUGAGAAUCGAGAGAAAUGGGAUGGCAUGAGGGGACGUUUGUUGGCAAUAGGGGGUGCUCCAGGAAGCAAAAUAUUGGCUACCACACGUAGUGAUGAGGUAGCCACAGCAAUGCAAGCAUCUCGUUUACAUCAUCUGGACAUCCUCUCAGAUGAUCAUAGCUGGAUGUUGUUUGAAAAACUAGCUUUUGCAGACGGUGGUGCAAGAAAGACUCAAUAUCUGGCGGACAUUGGCAGAAGGAUACUGAAAAAGUGUGGCGGCGUGCCAUUAGCAAUCAAAGUGAUUGGGGGUUUGUUGUAUUCCAAAAAGGAUGGCUCGGAAUGGUUGAAGCUUGAGAAGAGUGAAAUAUGGAAUGAGUCUACCAACACUGAAGGUGGAGUCAUGUCUGUCCUGAAGCUGAGUUACGAAAACUUACCUUCAUUGUCAGUGAAACAAUGCUUUGCAAGUUGUUCCAUUUUCCCGAAGGACGCUGACAUGAGAAAAGAAAGCUUGAUACAGAUUUGGAUGGCCCAGGGAUUGAUUAAUGAUGCCAAGGGAGGAGGUCAUUUGCAAAUGGAGGAUAUAGGCAGCGACUGCUUCAACGUAUUGCUUCGGAGUUCUUUGUUGCAAGCUGGUUAUAAGAAUUCCAUUAACGGAAUUCGGAGCUGCCGGAUGCACGACCUUGUGCAUGAUCUUUCACUGCGAGUGUCAAAUAAUUGUUUCUUAAAUACAGAGAAUGGCAUGGUGGUCAGUCAUAAUGAUGAAGUUGUGCAUUUGACCGUUGUUCUGAGUCGAGGAAAGAUGUUAAAGAAUAUCGAAGGGAUUCCUCCAAAUUUGCAAACGCUUUAUUAUAUUGGGGAUGAUGGUAUUAUGCUUGAAGACAUCUUGGAAAGUUCUAAAUACCUUUCUGUAUUAAAAGUAGACUGCAGGGCUGUUACUCAUCUCCCGAAUGCAGUGGGUGAUAUGAAACAUUUAAGACAUCUUGAUAUCAGUCGAACUGGUAUCACCGCUCUGCCAGAUUCGAUCACAAAGCUCUACAAUUUGAUGACCUUGAAAGUAAGUCGCUUGGAAGAGAUACCUAAGAAGUUCAGCAAUUUAAUUAACUUGAGGCAUCUCGAGUUUUCCAUGGUUUUUGGGGGUUGGCCCCGAUGUUUGUUCCCUGGGAUUGGGCAGCUGGCUAAUCUUCGGACGCUGCCCUACUUCAUGGUAAGCCAAGACAAGGGAUGUCAGCUUGAGGAGCUGGAACACUUGCGCAACCUCCAAGGCGAGCUAGAAAUUUUUGGACUUGAGAAUGUGAGCAGCUUUGAAUCGGCAGCAAAAGCAAAGUUGUCCGAAAAAUCAAGCAUUCAAAGUUUAACACUUGAAUGGGAUGAUACAAAUGAAGAUUGCGAUGACGACAAUAUCAAUAGUGUCAUGGAAGGUCUCCAACCUCACCCAGACUUGAAAAGUUUAGCCAUUAAUGGUUUCAAAGGUUCAAGGUUUCCGUCGUGGAUGGUGGCAAAGGAUCACGUGACGGUACUCCUAAGGAAUCUGGUACACCUCAGGUUGGAGAAAUUGGGUAAGUGUGAACAAGUACCAUCACUAGGGGACUUGCCUUGUCUCGAGUCCUUAGCGAUGGUCUCCUUACACAAUGUGAAGCGCAUUGGGGCAGAAUUCUAUGGUCUCCUUACACAUCUCGAUAUUAAUGCAAGGAGCAGUGCUUCUUGUAGUAGCAGCACCAGUAGCAGAGAGGCGAAACCAGUCACUCUGUUUCCGAAACUACAGCAUUUUAGGCUGCGGAACAUGAAAAGGCUAGAGGAGUGGUCAGAUGCAAUGGUUCCCUCGGAUUCUUCUUCAUCAAUUAAGGUAUUCCCUAAUCUCCGGUACUUGGAAAUCGAAGGGCUCCCCAAGUUGGCUUUUUUACCAGAUAUGGAGAACUUAACGUCUGUUACGGGGUUGUGGAUAUGGGAAUGCAGAAGUUUGGCUUGUCUAAGGAAUUUGAAUAGCCUCACAUCUCUUGAAUCCUUAGUCGUAGGAGGCUGCCCUGCUUUAUUAUUAGAUGCUUCUCUAGAUAUGAACAACCCCCAAUCCCUACGUAGUCUAAGCGGAUGUGAUAAGUUGAAUCCUUCAUUGAGUAAUAAUCUUGAGAAGUUCACAUCGCUCGAGCGGUUGAUGAUCCAUUCUCGUGACCCUGGUUCUUGGCCAAUUAUGGCUCUACACAGUCUAGCCAACCUCAGAUCGUUGGAUCUCGGUGAUGGCUUCUCUGACGACCUUGAUCAUUUCCCGUGGCCACACUCCAUCACCAAUCUCGUCUCGCUGGAGCAUCUUCGAUUGUAUGGAUGGCCAAAAAUCACGUCUCUCCCAGACCAAAUUCAGCAUCUCUCUAACUUGAGAACUUUAUGUAUUGCGGAGUUUGAGGGGUUGGAAGUUCUUCCAGAGUGGAUGGGUAGCCUUCGGAAUCUUCGAGAAUUGUACAUUUGUAAUUGCUCUAACCUCAGACAAUUGCCCUCUGCAGAAGCAAUGCGACACCUCACCAAUUUAAAUUAUCUACAUAUCGACAGCUGUCCUCUUUUAGCAGAGAGAUGCACCAAAGGAAGUGGCGCAGAGUGGCCCAAGAUUGCACACAUUCCCCAUGUUGGUAUCUCUCCUUCGAACAAAGUUUGACUCGUUCUGUUUUUAACUGUUGUUGCAGCUUCAUUGCUCCAACAAAACCAUAUAUGGUGUCAAAUUACCACAUAGAGAGUCAAAUUGACAAAUCCUUUUAUACACAGACAGAGUCAAAUUGACAUUAAAUUGCCCAAUCACAUAUGGUGUUAAAAUCAGAAAAUGGGGGGGGAAAAAAACACCAAUUUAAUUUACUAGUUUUUGCCUAUAAAUUGCCCAAUCACAUAAAGCCUCUGGGUUUACCACCAAGAAAAGAUUAUAUAUGAGAUUUGAGGGGAAGAUGGAAAUAUGAUGAAAAUGAAGAAAGAAAGGAGGAUGAAGAGUAACAGUGGGAAGGUCAAAUUGCUGCUAUUCUUUUCGUCUCCUUGUAGCUUGAUUUUGUUCUACUAUUUUUCCUGAUUCAGCAAAUGACUGCCUAUUUCUUGAGCAGCAAAUGGUGCCUGUUAUCUAUGCUGCAGGGACUAGGACCAAAGUAUUUCCAUGAGGACAGACACCUGACCUGAGUUACAGUUUUACUGCAGUGUGUCAUAUGCAAGCAGACAACUGUGUGUGUUGGAAAUUGGAAUGGGAAUCAGCAUGCGUCCAACGAUGAGUCCACAUGCGGGAAUCGACAAUGGUGCAGCAGUGAGGAAAAGAGUUGCAAAGCAUAUAACCAUGUUUGGGGGAUUUUGAUGAAUCCUGUUCUAUGUUGAACAGCAGCAUAGCAUACAAAGGGAUUGUUUGUUGACUCAGUACCUCAUAGUGUUUACAUGUUUCUUUAUUGCUGUUUACAUGUUUCUCAAUGUCCAACUCUGUAUUCAAUGGGUGAAACUACUAGUAGGGUGGAGAGAAUUUCUGGAUAGGAUAGAUUCUAUCUAAUUGCAAACCAAUAAUAGCCAAACAAAUUUCAUUC
Molecule: messenger RNA, 4525 nt
Organism: Coffea arabica (coffee)
Lineage: Eukaryota; Viridiplantae; Streptophyta; Magnoliopsida; Gentianales; Rubiaceae
Product: putative disease resistance protein RGA3
Biological process (GO): endocytosis
Cellular component (GO): clathrin vesicle coat; membrane
Molecular function (GO): ADP binding
Source: RefSeq, a predicted model, not a curated record